Molecule: messenger RNA, 3419 nt
Organism: Medicago truncatula (barrel medic)
Lineage: Eukaryota; Viridiplantae; Streptophyta; Magnoliopsida; Fabales; Fabaceae
Product: autophagy-related protein 9
Exons: 10
Coding region: 491-3172 (893 amino acids)
Biological process (GO): piecemeal microautophagy of the nucleus; protein localization to phagophore assembly site; autophagy of mitochondrion
Cellular component (GO): phagophore assembly site; autophagosome
Source: RefSeq, a predicted model, not a curated record
UUUAAAAAAGUAGAGCAAAACGCGGCGUUUAAGUUGGGAAAUCUUGCAGGGAAGGAGAAGGAGAAGACGAAGCGCGAUUAAAGAAAGAAGCAAGAACAAACUCCAAAAACCUAUGCUCAUCUCCUUCCAAACGCAAACUCUAUAUUAAAAUAAUUCUAAUUAAAAUAUUAUUAUUUGUCGCUGUUUUUUCAUUUCAUCUUCCUCCACGCAACUAUAAACAAAAAUCCUUCUUCUUCUUUUUCUUCUUUCCCUUUGCGUUGUUCUUGUUUUUCUCAUAAUAAUCGAAAUUCAUUGUUUAACUCGAUUCUCUCGUUACUGUUUCAUCAUCUACAAACUCUUCUGUUUACUUCAAGGUUCAGCUUGCCCCUUUGGGACUUUGGCGUUGACAGUUUUGUAUGACUUUUCUCUCAUGAUCAGACCCUUGUUAUAACCGUUUUGGUCUUUGGGGAAUGGACUGGCUGUUUACACCUACUAUUAGUGUCUGUGAACAAUGUUUAGCAGACCAAGUGGUUCUGGCGCUUUUAGUAUAUUCAAAUGGAAACAGAAAGGUGCGUCAUCUUUGACAAGAGGUUUACUUCAUGAUGAUUCGCCGGAGAUCGAAUUGUCUAAUUACGGAAGGAUCCCAAGUCCAGGAAGUGAGAGCCCUUCCGAUUUCCUCAAUGGAGAAAGUGUAUAUGUAGAACCAAUUGCUGAUUUGGAUCUCUUCUUUGAAAGACUUUAUGGCUACUACUGUGAGAAAGGGUUAUGGUGUAUUGUUACAAAGUGGAUUGUUGAACUUCUAAGUCUGGGGUUCACCAUAUGCUUUUCAGGAUUUUUUUUAUUAUUUGUUGAUUGGAAUGGGCUCCGUAAUGCAAAAUGUGGGAUGGAUGCUGUUGAAUCUGGAAUUAAGCCCUGUGAUCUUGGCAAAGAAGCUCUUAAUCAACACCCUUUAACCCCACUCACACUUACCAAAGCUAUUAUUGUUGGAUACUUGGGAAUUUUUUCCUUCUAUUGGAUGUUUUGCUUCCUGCGAUUCUUUGCUCAACUAAAGGAUAUUCUCGAAAUCCGCCAGUUUUACUACAGCAGUCUUCAUGUCACUGACAAUGAAAUUCAAACUAUGCCCUGGGCCAAAAUUGUUGACAAAGUUGUUCUCGUUCAAAAUACUCGGAAACUAUGUGUGCUGAAGGAUCUUUCUGCCCAUGAUAUAGUCAUGAGACUGAUGCGGAAGGAGAACUACUUAAUUGGAAUGCUCAACAAGGGUGUGCUUGCUUUCCCCAUUUCACAAUGGUUUCCAGGGGCUGGUCCUACUGUUCAAUCUAGUCCUGAUGGAGCACAAUAUCGUUUAGUACUUAGCAAGACCCUUGAAUGGACUUUAAAUUGGUGCAUCCUACAUAGCAUGUUUGAUCGGAACUUUUGCGUCAGAAGGGAUUUUGUGUCAAAUCCAAAAACAUUACAGAAAAGGCUUAUGGUAGUUGGGUUUGCAAUGCUUUUACUUUCUCCAUUCCUUGUAAUAUUCAUGCUGGCAUAUCUCUUUCUGAGGCAUGCUGAGCAAUUUUAUAAUCACCCAAGCACAGCAUCAUCUCGAAGAUGGUCAAAUUUGUCUAGGUGGAUUUUUAGGGAAUUCAAUGAGGUGGACCAUAUCUUCAGGCAUCGGAUUAAUAACAGUGUAUCACAUGCUUCUGAUUAUCUCAAGCAAUUUCCUUCACCUAUCAUAUCUAUCAUUGCAAAAUUCAUAUCUUUUGUAUCGGGUGGCUUUGCUGCAAUUCUGAUCAUUAUUGCUUUUCUCGAGGAGUCUCUGCUAGAGGGCCAUAUAUUUGGUCGGAACUUGUUUUGGUAUGCUGCUGUUUUUGGAACUAUAACUGCUAUUAGCCGGGCUGCAAUUGCAGAUGAGCUUCUGGUCUUAGAUCCCGAGGGAACAAUAUCUAUGGUGGUUCAGCAUACACAUUAUAUGCCAAAGAGAUGGCGUGGCAAAGAAAUUACUGAAGUGGUCCGCAUUGAGUUUGAAACAUUAUUCCAGUAUACUGUAAUGAUGUUACUUGAGGAGAUGGCUUCAAUUUUCCUCACUCCAUAUUUACUUCUGUUUAUUGUCCCAAAGGUCAUUUUCGUACUUGGAGAUUUAUUUAUAUGGGCCAAGUAUACUGUAUUUCACAGUAAUUUGUUUUCUUUCAUUUUGCAGCGAGUUGAUGAUAUCUUGCAGUACAUUGCCGAUUUCACUGUAAAUGUUGAAGGUGUUGGGCAUGUUUGCAGUUUUAGCACCUUUGAUUUUCAAGAGCAUGGAAACUCUCAUUAUGGUUCCCCAUAUAAUGCCUCUCGUAGCAGAAGGAGUUCACAGGGGAAGAUGGAGAAAUCAUUGUUGAGCUUCCAGAGUAGUUAUCCAUCAUGGGAACCAAAUACUCAGGGGAAGCAGUUUUUGCAAAAUCUUAGAACAUUCAGAGAGCGGAAGUUAUCAGUACAUGGAAACAUACACACAUCUUCCCCUCCUAGAAUGUGGAGGGGUAGUCCCAAUACGGCAGGCGAUGAAGACAAAAACAGGUUUAUAUCCAGGGAAAUGCCGUACAGUACUUUUGCAACUGGCAAUCACUUGGAUUCUUUGUGGUUGAUUGAAGCCAACCAGAACCAUCACCCCUAUCUUCUUGAUUGGUACUACACAGCUCGACCUCAUGAUGCAACUUCAAGAGAUGUUCCAUUAGAACCAUACGGAAUAAAAGAACAUUAUUCCAGAGACUAUUCGAUGCCUUCCAACUUGACACAGAAUGAACCCGAGUAUGAAGAAGAAUACUCAAAUGAGUCCCAUGAGGAUCGGGCUGCAUCUCAACUUGGGGCUUCCACAUCAGCUCCCAUCUUUAGGGAGAGCUUUAUUCAGGACCAAAAUUAUAAUGAACUGCCCCAUGCUACCAGAAGCCAUUGGUGGGCUAGAAGUCGCCUACAGAGUGGACAAGCUCAGGCAAGCUUUUACGAGCCUCCAGAUUUCAAUGACCAAACAACAUAUAAUUAUCAUGACAAGUUUUCUGAUAGAGGGUCAGAGGAUCAAGACCAAGAACAACACUUUUACUGGAGAGAUCAUCACAACAAAUUAUCUAGAACAACAAUGACAGAUGACUUAGAGGAAGGAGAAUUUAAUCUACAUUUUGGUGAUGUUUAUAACAGACCUCCAGAAACUCCCACUAUAAAUACCAGCACUGGUAGCUUUUGAGUAAUAAUAGCUUUGUCCCUCUCCCACAUUUUUUGUUUGGGAGGUGCUUUCAAUUAAAUGGAAUGCAUGAAUUUCCAAGUCAUGAUUGUCCCUUUCUAAUUGUUAUUUGGAAAUUCUAUUAUUUGCUGUACAUAGAUUCAUUUGGUGAGUUAGACUGUUAAAUGAACCUCAGUUUUUGGAAUUUAAAAACGUCUUAAUGAUGCCUUCCAUUUUCAGAUGUAAAGACCCCAGCAAAAUAGUCUGGCAA